Messenger RNA from Drosophila suzukii, 946 nucleotides. The record is from RefSeq and is a predicted model, not a curated record. NCBI's taxonomy places the organism in Eukaryota, Metazoa, Arthropoda, Insecta, Diptera, Drosophilidae.
UAUUGAUGUGAAACAAUGAAGGAGGUGCUGUUUUAUAUUUUAGUAGUGCUAAUCAGCAAGGCUUAUACCCUUCUUCCGAAAACCUAUGAUGCUCGUUUUAUAUCACUUUAUUCCACGGCCGAGGUCGUUGAUUUUAGCAAAAUUCGAUUUUUAGGACGCGAUCAGCGGGCAAAUGGCACUUUGGAAAUAAUGGAAGAUAUGGAUGAUAUAUUUUCGGUUUCUGCUGAAAGUUUCAUUGAUUCCAGUGGCGGUGGCGAUUACAAGCCGCUUCCUUUCACUGUUCCCUUACAACCAUUCUGCAAAGGCAUGAACUCAUAUUGGUCGUAUUUUGAUGCGAGUUUUAAGUACGGAGAGAACACUGAUCUUCCCGUCAACACCCGCCCAUGUCCUAUGCCAAAGGGGGUUUACUAUUUAAAGGAUGUGCUGAUCAAAACUGACGGUUGGCCUACUAUAAUGCCGCGUGGUUACUUAAAGGGCGUGGCCAAUCUAUUCAAGAAUGGCGAAUAUGUCGGAACUCUGGAAGUUGUGUGUCACAUUACGGAUUUAGCUUAAUUUAAAAUAAAAGAUUGGCGAGAAUACCAAGGAAAUGAUAUAUUUGCAAUAUUAUUAUUACACAGAGAGAAUACUGACGUUCUCAUCAGAGUUGAAAAUGUUCUUAAAAUGAGAACGACAUUUUUUGAGCUGAAAAUGUUCUUAUUGUGAAUGAAUCAAGUUGAGUUUGUACUUGAAAUUUGAUUAAAUCAAAAUUGUUCUCAAAACAAGAUCGAAAUGUUAUACAUUUAGCACGUGGUUCUUAAAUCAAAUUCAAUUUGUUCUCAGAAACCCAAUAAUAUCAAAUUUAGUAUACUAAUAUUUAUUGUCAUUUGAUUUAUUCUUAAAGUUCCUAACUCAGUUUUUUUUCUAUCGCACCCCAAUAAAGCUCCACUGUAUAUCAUCCUGGGGUCUU